Ctenopharyngodon idella (grass carp) is the source of this 6413-nucleotide messenger RNA. Its product is annotated as NACHT, LRR and PYD domains-containing protein 12-like. The transcript has 20 exons. Bases 396 to 4505 code for a protein of 1369 amino acids. NCBI's taxonomy places the organism in Eukaryota, Metazoa, Chordata, Actinopteri, Cypriniformes, Xenocyprididae. The record is from RefSeq and is a predicted model, not a curated record. Gene Ontology annotation, molecular function: protein binding.
UUAAGCAGGUAAGAUACCAAUACGGUGCGGAAAAAAACCCCCAGCGCAUCAAAGUGUAGAAACGUUUAUCAAAGUUUAAGCAGGAAUUUCUGUGUAUCUUUAUGAUGUUAAAGCUGGAGGAUUUGAGAAGCAUCUUUGAUCGAGUGUCCUGGACCAGCACUUGACCAGCAUAAACCAGCUCAAACCAGCAUCUCAGCUUCAAAACCUACCUUACCAGCUUAUGCUGGUUUUUUCAACAGAGAAGCGCUUUAGGAUCCGCAUCAAUAUUAGAAAAGCUUUCCAGCGCUGAAGAGAGCUAAGCGGGAAAGCCUGAAAACAGACGCGGAGGCUUCUUUGAUUCCUUCUCAUAGUCAGUGGAGGAGAUCAAACUCAUCAGAUUCUCCUGCAGCUUCAUCAUGGCUGAUUCACAAGGAUCCAGAGGUGGAGAUUUUUCUCCAGGAUGCAGUUUUAAAACCAGUUCAGUCCAGCAGAAGAGAUCAAACCCAGAGUCCAGCUGUGUGUCUGUGAAGAGUAACUGGUCUAUGGAGAAGCCAAUAAAGUUUAAGAGUGGAGACACACGGCCUGAUCUCAGUUCAGUCCAGCAGAAGAGCUCAAACCCAGAGUCCAGCUGUGUGUCUGUGAAGAGUAACUGGUCUAUGGAUAAGCCACCAAAGCUAAAGAGUGGAGACACACGGCCUGAUCUCAGGUCAAAUCUUCGAUCCAGACCAGUUAAAAACAAAACUGUGUUCACGCCUGUGAUUCAACCACAAGACUUUAAUGAAAGCAUGAAUCCUGGUUUCAGCCAUGACUCUAAACCUGCUGAAGUCCUCAACACAUUGAGAUCAAAUCUGAGAAAGAAGUUUGAGUGUUUGUAUGAGGGAAUAUCAAAGCAGGGAAACCCAACACUCCUGAAUGAGAUCUACACAGAGCUCUACAUCACAGAGAGUGAAAGUGGAGAGAUCAGUAAUGAGCAUGAGGUGAGACAGAUUGAGACACAGUCCAGGAGAGCAGCAACAGAGGACACACCGAUCAAAUGCAGUGACAUCUUUAGACCUUUACCUGGACAAGACAAACCCAUCAGAACUGUGCUGACAAAGGGAGUCGCUGGCAUUGGAAAAACAGUCUCUGUGCAGAAGUUCAUCCUGGACUGGGCUGAAGGGAAAAAGAAUCAGGACGUCCAGCUCAUAUUUCCACUUCCUUUCAGAGAGCUCAACUUGAUGAAGGACAAAACACUCAGUCUUUCAGAUCUUCUUCAUGUCUUUUUCCCUGAAACAAAAGAAAUGGAAAUAUCCAGUGAUGAAUAUAAAGUGUUGUUCAUCUUUGAUGGUCUGGAUGAGUGUCGUCUGUCUCUGGAUUUUCAGAGCGAUGUGAGGUUGUGUGAUGUGACUGAAUCAGCCUCAGUGGACGUGCUGCUGAUGAACCUCAUUGUGGGGAAUCUGCUUCCCUCUGCUCUCAUCUGGAUCACCUCCAGACCAGCAGCAGCUGAUCUCGUCCCCUCUGAGUGUGUCCAUCGAGUGACAGAGGUACGAGGAUUCAGUGACCCACAGAAGGAGGAAUACUUCAGGAAGAGAGUCAGACAUCAGAGUCUGGCCGACAGGAUCAUCUCACACCUGAAGUCAUCAAGGAGCCUCUUUAUUAUGUGUCACAUCCCAGUGUUCUGCUGGAUCUCAGCCACUGUUCUAGAGAAGAUGUUGAGUGAAGCAGAGAGUGGAGAGAUUCCCAAGACUCUCACUCAAAUGUACACACACUUCCUGAUCAUUCAGACCAACAUCAAACAUGAGAAGGACUAUGAGAAGAAAGUGAAAGAUGAAGACAUGAUUGUCAAACUGGGGAAAGUGGCUUUUCAGCAGCUUGUGAAAGGAAACCUGAUCUUCUAUGAGGAAGACCUGAGAGAGUGUGGCAUUGAUGUGACAGAAGCAUUAGUGUACUCAGGAUUGUGCACUCAGAUCUUCAGAGAGGAGUUGGGCUUGUAUCAGGGAAAAGUCUUCUGCUUUGUUCAUCUGAGCAUUCAGGAACAUCUAGCAGCUCUAUAUGUGCAUCUCUCCUUUAUAAAGAACUGUUCACAGAUGUUCUCUGACCUCUCAAUGUUUUUCACAUUCACUUUAUCUGACUUCCAUCAGAAAGCUGUGGAUGAGGCUUUAGACAGUAAAAAUGGGCAUCUGGACCUUUUCCUUCGUUUCCUUCUGGGUCUGUCAGUGAAGUCUAAUCAGAGUCUCUUACAAGAACUAAAGACACAGACAGGAAACAGAUCUCACAACAAUGAGAAAACAGCUGACUAUAUUAAAGAGAAGAUCAGUGAGAAUCCCUCUCCAGAUAAAUACAUCAAUCUGUUUCACUGUCUGAAUGAACUGGGUGAUCUUUCACUAGUGAACGAAGCUCAACCUCGUAUGAGCCGUGGAGGAUUACGUAAUGUGAAACUCUCCUCAUCUCAGUGGUCAGCUUUAGUUUUUGUGUUGUUGACCUCAGAGGAGACAAUGGAGGAGUUUAACCUGAGCAGAUUAAUUGGACACAGAAAUGAUCAUGACGCAGUAAACACAGCAGAUGAAGUUCUUCAGAAGCUGCUGCCUGUGGUUACAGAAACUAGAUCAGCUGUGUUGAGGCAGUGUGGUGUCACAGAUGAAGGUUGUGCUGCUCUGGCUUCAGCUCUGAGAUCAAACCCCUCACACCUGAGAGAUCUGGAUCUGUCAUAUAAUAAUCUAGGAGACUCGGGAGUGAAGAUAGUCUCUGCUGUACUGGAGAAUCCUCACUGUAAACUGGAGAUACUGUGGUUGAGGGAUUGUGGUGUCACAGAUGAAGGUUGUGCUGCUCUGGCUUCAGCUCUGAGAUCAAACCCCUCCUCACACCUGAGAGAUCUGAAUCUGUCUGGGAAUAAUCUAGGAGACUCGGGAGUGAAGAUAAUCUCUGCUGUACUGGAGAAUCCUCACUGUAAACUGGAGAAACUGUGGUUGUAUGAUUGUGGUGUCACAGAUGAAGGUUGUGCUGCUCUGGCUUCAGCUCUGAGAUCAAACCCCUCCUCACACCUGAGAGAACUGAAUCUGUCUGAGAAUAAUCUAGGAGACUCAGGAGUGAAUCUAGUCUCUGCUGUACUGGAGAAUCCUCACUGUAAACUGGAGAAACUGUGGUUGAGGCAGUGUGGUGUCACAGAUGAAGGUUGUGCUGCUCUGGCUUCAGCUCUGAGAUCAAACCCCUCACACCUGAGAAGACUGAAUCUGUCAUAUAAUAAUCUAGGAGACUCGGGAGUGAAGCUAGUCUCUGCUGUAUUGGAGAGUCCUCACUGUAAACUGGAGGAUCUGGGGUUGAGUAAGUGUGGUGUCACAGAUGAAGGUUGUGCUGCUCUGGCUUCAGCUCUGAGAUCAAACCCCUCACACCUGAGAGAUCUGGAUCUGUCUGUGAAUAAUCUAGGAGACUCGGGAGUGAAGAUAAUCUCUGCUGUACUGGAGAAUCCUCACUGUAAACUGGAGAAACUGUGGUUGAGUGAUUGUGGUGUCACAGAUGAAGGUUGUGCUGCUCUGGCUUCAGCUCUGAGAUCAAACCCCUCACACCUGAGAGAACUGAGUCUGUCUGUGAAUAAUCUAGGAGACUCGGGAGUGAAGAUAGUCUCUGCUGUACUGGAGAAUCCUCAAUGUAAACUGGAGAAACUGAGGUUGAGUAAGUGUGGUGUCACAGAUGAAGGUUGUGCUGCUCUGGCUUCAGCUCUGAGAUCAAACCCCUCACACCUGAGAGAACUGUAUCUGUCUAGGAAUAAUCUAGGAGACUCGGGAGUGAAGAUAGUCUCUGCUGUACUGGAGAAUCCUCACUGUAAACUGGAGGAACUGUGGUUGAGUAAGUGUGGUGUCACAGAUGAAGGUUGUGCUGCUCUGGCUUCAGCUCUGAGAUCAAACCCCUCACACCUGAGAGAACUGAAUCUGUCUGUGAAUAAUCUAGGAGACUCGGGAGUGAAGAUAGUCUCUGCUGUACUGGAGAAUCCUCACUGUAAACUGGAGAUACUGGGGUUGAGUAAGUGUGGUGUCACAGAUGAAGGUUGUGCUGCUCUGGCUUCAGUUCUGAGAUCAAACCCCUCCUCACACCUGAGAGAACUGAAUCUGUCAUAUAAUAAUCUAGGAGACUCGGGAGUGAAGAUAAUCUCUGCUGUACUGGAGAAUCCUCACUGUAAACUGGAGAAACUGAGGUUGAGGCAGUGUGGUGUCACAGAUGAAGGUUGUGCUGCUCUGGCUUCAGCUCUGAGAUCAAACCCCUCACACCUGAGAGAUCUGUAUCUGUCUGAGAAUAAUCUAGGAGACUCUGGAGUGAAGAUAGUCUCUGCUGUACUGGAGAAUCCUCACUGUAAACUGGAGGAACUGUGGUUGAGAUAUUGUGGUGUCACAGAUGAAGGUUGUGCUGCUCUGGCUUCAGCUCUGAGAUCAAACCCCUCCUCACACCUGAGAUAUCUGAAUCUGACAUAUAAUAAUCUAACACACUCAGGAUUGAAGCUGCUGAAGGAUCUGGAGGAUGAUCCACAUUAUAAACUGGAGACACUAUGGAUUUGAUGACAGUCUGAUCUUCUGAUGAUCAUCUGAUGGUGAAUAAGGAUCCACUACAGAGACUCACAGUCAACAGAAUCAACAGAGACUGAAGAUACAGUGACUUCACUGUUAUAAAUUAAGACUUCAUUUAGAUUUCAAUGAUCCUCGGACAGACAUGAUGAAGGCGGCAGUGAAACACCUUUUAUUUCAGAGCAGCAAAUUACAGUUUCUCGUUCAUAGAUUAACCAUUUUAUUUGUAUAAAGGCACAGUAUGAACUCAAAAAAGUUAGUUUUGUUACAAGUUAGUUUCAUAAUUAUGAAAAGAAAAAAAAAACAGUUCAAGCUCACUUUUGGAAAACAAAUAAUGGAAGCUUGAGUGUAUACAUCAUGUUUUUAAUAAUAGUUGUAUUAUAUUUGUAUUAAUGUAUUAUAGGGGUCAUGUGAUGCGAUUUCAUGUUUUCUCUUUCUUUAGUCUGUUAUGUAUCUGUUUGUGCAUGUAUAAGAUCUGCAAAGUUACAAAGCUCAAAGUCUCCUACAAAAAGAUUUAUUCUCUCUAAUCUCUGGUACACACUGUAUGAUUUUGUGCUGUCCCAGACGAAAGAUGAUCGUCGUGAAACAAUCGUGGCUCCUAAACAUCGUACAGUGAGAGAGGUUCAAAGACGGUCUUGUGAUCAAAGAUAGCCUGAGAUCAUUUUCUGACAGUGUCAUGAUCAUCUCACUUUUUUUUUUUUUAAUUAUUAUUAACCAGAGGAAUAUACAAUCAUAAACAGACAUUUACAUAUUAAUACACAGAAAAAAAACAUGCCAGAGCAUACAAAUCAUUGAUUCAUUAAUCAAAAUAUUCCUUAAAAAUAUGACAAGUCUUCCUUGCUUUUUUAUUUAUAAUGUUCUCCAAACUGGUGCAGUAGUCCUUAGUCUCCUGAAGAAAAUGAAUCAAAUUUGGCUUGGAUCCUGAUCAUUUCUUCUUGUGUAUGUGAAAUUUCCCCAAAAUAAUAAACAGUUGUACAAUAAAAGUAAAAUUAUUAUUAGUUUCAUUGGAAUAAUACAUAUAUAUAUAUAUAUAUAUAUAUAUAUAUAUAUAUAUAUAUAUAUAUAUGUCAAAUUUAUUUAAUUUAAAUAUAACAUUUGUUUUCCUUCUAAUGAAAUUUUCCACAUCCACCCAAAAAAUCUUUGUGUAUAUACAAUUACAAAACAGAUGGACAAUAGAUUCUUUUUCCAUUGAACAAAAAUCACAUGAAUAAUCACUCUCUAAAUUAAACCUCUCUAACACUCUUUUAGCUGGAUAUAUACCAUGUAAAAUUUUAAAUGUAACCUCUUUUACUUUAUUUAAACAGCUUCACAAAUACGGCAAGCUUUUUUCCUGUUUAUAUUUGUAAAUUCACAGGUCCACAAUAAGCUUUUAUGAGUAGCUGUUUCAUCUAUUAUAAUAUUCCUAAUAUGUUUAUUUGUACAAUUGUGUUUCAAAAUAUCAAUGUCUCCUAUAAACAUGCUGCCUUUAACGAAUAUUGCCUCAGAAGAAUCACUUCCACAAGCUCUUACAAAAUGUAUAACUUGUUGAGGUUUGGCGUCAAAUACAACAGCGUAACUGAAACCAAAUUUAUCCAAGAAUUCACUAUAAGAUAACAAAUUACCAAUUGAAUUUAAAAGUUGUCUAACUAACGCAAUAUUAUUUUCAUACCAACUAUUAUAGAAGAGAUCUAUUUUUAUAUUGGAUGCACCUAUUAUUCCAAAUAAUGUAUUUAUUUGGGGAAAUAUUGUGCUUAAACACCAGCAUCCAGGCCAAUAAAGCUCAUUUGUGAAAUUUAGCUCAUUUAACAGGAAGUUUUUCACUUUUAAAAUCACAUCUCAAAAGAAGAUCUAUGUCAAACACAUGUUUUGGAAAUGUAUACCACAUACGAUCCUUUUCUUUAAUAAAUUUGAUCAAACAAUUAA